AUGCCCAGAAGAGUGAAUGUCAAUCCAAUGGCUGGUAAAGAAAGAAGAGUAAGAGUGAUAAAAGGAAGAAAAGUGAUAAAAGAAGCCAAGCACGACGACUCUCCUUUGAGAUCAAUUUUUUGCCUUAAAAAUUGGGCGAAAGUUAAGGAAGUCGAGGAAAAAGAAGACUGUUUUAUCCUAGAAUUUGAUCCCUAUGAUUCUUUAGAUUACGACUUCAAACUUUCUAUUUCCGAGCAUGUUGAAGAUACUGACACCACUGACUUGUACGUCAUUGGUGAAAAGGGAAAGGUGGCUUGUAGAGAUUAUCCGCAUUCAAGGUACACUUGCGCCAAGUAUCCUUUUGACAAGACUGAUCACGAGACUCACUGUGAACUCGUAAUUGCUAUUGCUAUGUUUGUGACAUUGUUGCUCCUUGUGACAAGUGGGUUGGAGCUUCAGGGCAUUGCCAUGCUUUCAAAAGCUACGCUUGGAAUAAAGAGAGACACUUACUAG
Fraxinus pennsylvanica is the source of this 492-nucleotide messenger RNA. The record is from the annotation of a GenBank genome assembly. NCBI's taxonomy places the organism in Eukaryota, Viridiplantae, Streptophyta, Magnoliopsida, Lamiales, Oleaceae.